Molecule: messenger RNA, 1289 nt
Organism: Pollicipes pollicipes
Lineage: Eukaryota; Metazoa; Arthropoda; Thecostraca; Pollicipedomorpha; Pollicipedidae
Exons: 1
Coding region: 267-710 (147 amino acids)
Source: RefSeq, a predicted model, not a curated record
UGAAUGCUGCAACGCCCCGUCUGCUGAUUGGUCGGCGCCAGCCAGCUCCUCCAACGUCAGCCAAUCAGGACGCUGCCGCGUGCCGCUGGCAGGCGGCCAAGACGGAAUCGAUUUUUAGUCGAUGCGGCUGCGCCGGAGGCCAGAGCAUCGACGGUAGUUGGGGUGUUCAGCCCAGGGAGAACUCAAGGAACCCACACCCGUGCGCUGCGAGUGAUCCACGUGUGUCACCCCACCGUCAGCCCAACCGCACCCAGUCUGACGACGCCAUGGCGUUCAUGGUGCCCGUGGUGAAGAAGGAGUGGGACAUCUACGGCAGCAGCGCCAAGAGCCGGCGGGAGCAGCAGCAGCGCGCCAACCGCAGCCGCACCACGUCGGAGACGAGCCAGGGCUUCAGCCGCGGCCCGUCGUUCAGCAGCCGGCCGGCCGGCUCGCUGUCAUCGUCGCCAGCCGGCGAAGGCUGGCCGAUGCGUGCCGCCGGCUCGUGCCGCCAGAGCCGCUCCUCGUCACGCGCCUCCAACCUCUCGCAGACGGCGGGCUCGCCGCCGGCGCGCAGCGUGUCGUUCGCGCCGCGUAGCCAGCCCUCACCGCCCAAGGCGCGCAGCCCGGCGCCCGGCGGUGCCAGCUCCUUCUCCGGCUUCCACACGAAAGUGGUGGACAAGAUGAUGCGCGCGCUCCACCUGACGGACAAGGACGGCUCGCGGAAGGCCUGACAUACCGCGGCCGGCGCCGAGUCGAGCCCUGAUGUCGGCGAGGCGCGGGCACCCGGCGGCGCCGGCCACCCGCGCAGCGCGGCGGCGAGGCGGCGAAUCGCCCGCGACGAGCAGCGCCCAAGACUCGCCAGUGGCGAGCAGCCCCGAGGUCUCGCCGGGUGACGAGUGCGCUCCCGACCUGUCGCAGGUGAUAUUGAACUAGCCGGGCGUGUCUGCGCGCGGUCGAUGGUUGCGCGGGCGGCCGCCGGAGGGCGGGCCGCUUGCCAGGCGCGGGUUCUGUUGAUACUAGACGGCUGUGAAUGCGCUCGGUGGCGGAACACCCGAGAGUGGCCCCUCGCGCGGAGGAGGACGGUGAGCCGUAGCGGGUGCUGCGUUGUUUUAGACUAGGGUGCGACGAGCGCCGCUCGGCGCUUGUUUGUUGCGCGGGGCUGUAGUUGGCGCUGGUCGAACGGGCGUGGUGGAUGUGUUGUUUGUUUUCACUUUGACCAAAGCUUGCUAUAUUGAUAAGGCCCGUGUUUAUCACCGUUACGAGAUUCUAAUGUGUGACCGAUCCGAGGCCAUAAUAAAUGAAGGAUGAAG